AUGUCCGCCGACACCAUCAGUAACCCUCCAUCCGCUGGCGAGUCCAAGAGCGCCCGUAAGAAGCGGGAAAAGGCCGAAGCCGCGGCUGCUGCUCAAGCCGCCGGUCAAGCCCAGCAGGACAGCGAUGGCGUGAAGACUCCCGACGUCGCAGAGACCAACGGUGAUUCUUUCGAGAGCUCUCACAUGAAGGAGCUGCAGAAGAACGUCCGCAAUGUGAACAAGAAGCUCAACUCAAUGACCAAGUUGGAUUCCAUUCUCGCCGAGAACCCUGGCAAGUCUCUGGACGAACUCCUCGCUUCCCGCAAGAUCAACGCCGACCAGAAGGCCCAGGCCUCCAAGAAGCCCGCCCUCCAAGCCCAACUCGCACAGCUCGAAGAACAGAUCUCACAGUACAAGAAGGUCGAUGCCGACUACCAGUCGCGCAUGUCCGCUCAGCACUCGCACCUGACUUCGACCCACCAGUCCGAGAUUGAGAAGUUGAAGGCUUCGCUCAAGGAGGAGCACGAGACGGAACUCAAGUCUGCUUUGCGCCAGAAGCUGCUCACCUUCAGCCAGUUCCUCAGAGCUGCCGCUGCCAAGCGUGUGAUUGAAGAGGAGGCCGACACCGACGAAUCUAAGGCUUUCGAGGGUGCUCUGUUGCUCGUCUAUGGAGGUGACGACAAGGCCGUUGAUGCCGCUCUGAAGUUGAUUGAGGGUUCUGACGAGCAGGUCCCCUCCGUUGAGGGUGAACUGCUGUCCGUCAAGUAUUCGCAGAUCAAGCAGGCCGCUGUCGGUUUCGGUGCAUUCCCCGGCGAGGAGGCUACUCAAGAAGGGUCACCUGUCGAGUCUACCGAUGCUACUGCCGUCCAGCCCGAGGAGACCGUCCCUUCGAGCGAUCCUACCAUUGCCCACGCCGGUCUUACCGAGCUGGGCGUGAACCAGUCUGCCGAGGAGGAGAAGCCCAUCGUGCUCGCCGAGGACCUCACACAGUCUAUCGCCGAGGCUUCCACCGGCGACGACGCAGCCAACAAGUCAGCCGAGACACAGUGGGACAACGCUGGUGCCACUGCCGGUACCGACGAGCAGUUGGACGACUCGUUUGAGAUUGUGCCCCGUCCUGCCAACGAGACCGAGACUGUUCACGAACCCGCUCAGCCCCAGUCGACCAGCUCUUGGGCCGACCAGUCAUCUGCAAACGCCACUGCCAUGGAGGCCGCUGCUGAGAACAACAACAUUACCAACGGUCUUUCAUCAACCGAUGCCGAAGGUUACCAGUCCGUCGAGAGACGCGGAGGAAGAGGUGGACAAGGCCGUGGAGGCCGCGGACGCGGUGGUCGUGGUGGCUCUAGAGGUGGACACCGCGGCAGCUUCAGAGGUCGUGGUGAGGGCCGUGGACGCGGUGGCCGUGGCGGAGCUCCCCAGCCCCAGGCAUAG
This is a messenger RNA of Aureobasidium subglaciale EXF-2481, 1413 nucleotides long. RefSeq lists its product as uncharacterized. Lineage: Eukaryota; Fungi; Ascomycota; Dothideomycetes; Dothideales; Saccotheciaceae. Bases 1 to 1413 code for a protein of 470 amino acids. The record is from RefSeq and is a predicted model, not a curated record. The transcript has 4 exons.